AUGGAAAUUAUACUGUAUUUAUCUGGCGAGGGGUUGGGUGUGAAACAUCAGCGAUGCGGCAAUUCUGAUCCCAUUAUCCGUGUAAUAGGCGGCAAUACUGCCCGCCCCGGUGAGUGGCCCUGGAUGGCUAAACUUAUUAUGCACCAUGUAUCGCCGAGCAUGCAAAUUACUCAAACGAGCCAAUGUGGUGGUUCAUUGAUUAACAAUGAGUGGAUACUGACUGCCGCCCACUGUCUUAAUAAUUUCGCCAACGGAGAUGACAUUACGUUUAUUGACGCAACUCUUGGUGAUUAUGAUAGGGAUGUUGACCAAAAAAAGGAUUAUAAAGGCCUAAUCAAGGAGGUUAACGUUCAUCAUGGUUACGACAAUAAAACUCAUCACAACGAUAUCGCCUUGCUUAAGUUACAUGAACCACUAGAUCUGGAAGGUAUGGGUAACUUUCUCGAGCCCAUAUGCUUGCCCGAAACUGGCGAACAAAGGCGUGUGGGCACGUUGUGCGUGGCCACCGAUAAAUUUGAUCCCAAUACUGAUUAUUGCGUCGGAAAUGAUGUGGAUGCUGAAUGUGUCUAUAAGGGUGACAGUGGCGGUCCCCUCAAUUGCCAAUUGGCCACCGGUUUUUGGGUGGCAGAUGGUGUUGUGUCUUAUGGAACUAAUCUUGGUUGCGGAAUGGACAGAUCACCUAGCAUUUUUACCCGCGUGUCUGAAUAUAUACCAUGGAUUAAAUCAAUUAUUGGGCCAAAAUUUUAA
Molecule: messenger RNA, 747 nt
Organism: Medioppia subpectinata
Lineage: Eukaryota; Metazoa; Arthropoda; Arachnida; Sarcoptiformes; Oppiidae
Source: the annotation of a GenBank genome assembly